CAAAUAUUCACUUCGGGCAGGAAAGAGUUACAUUGCACGCAGCUGACUGCCCACGUGACUUUGCGGAAGUGAGAGCAUCAACAAAAUGAGCAGCUCUUGAGCCGCGUCCUGCAACAAUGGUGCGCUGUUUCGCUUUGUUUUUCGUCUUUACUUGUGUGAACAGAGUGUUGUAUAUUCGGGGUUCAUGCGGGGCUCAGUCGGAGCCCACCGUCCCGCAGGGAGCAGCGGGCUGCGGCUGUGGGAACCUGAAGAGAGACGCUGCUCUGGAGCAUGUGGAGGACAGGACAGCUUCCGCAGACCCUGAUAACACAUACUCAAGAGGCGCUAAUGAAAGGUCGCCCGAGGCUCAGGGAGAUGAAAAGAAAACGCAGAGUCAGAUGGUGCUGGUUUCUGGAGGACAGUUCCUGAUGGGAACGGACAAUCCAGGCAUCCCUGCAGAUGGUGAGGGGCCUCAGAGGCUGGUGCAUGUUGACUCCUUCUACAUGGACAUCCAGGAAGUCACUAACCAACAGUUCCAGAGCUUUGUAAAUGCCACAGCAUACAUUACUGAGGCAGAGACAUUUGGAGACUCAUUCGUAUUUGAGGGGAUUUUGAGCAAGAGUGUGAAAAACCAAAUCACCCAAGCAGUGGCUGCUGCCCCCUGGUGGCUUCCAGUGAAAGGGGCCAACUGGAGACACCCUGAUGGUCCAGACUCCAACAUCACAAACAUCCUGGACCAUCCUGUUCUACAUGUGUCCUGGGCGGAUGCAGUAGCCUACUGCUCCUGGGCCAACAGGAGACUUCCUACAGAGGCAGAAUGGGAGUACGCCUGCAGGGGCGGCCUUAAAGACAGACGUUACCCCUGGGGAAACAAGUUGAACCCUAAAGGACAACACUACGCCAACCUCUGGCAGGGGGAUUUUCCCAACCACAACUCUGCGGAGGACGGAUACAUCAAAACUUCACCGGUGAAGUCGUUUCCCGCCAAUGCUUUUGGUCUGUAUGAUAUGGCCGGGAAUGCAUGGGAAUGGACAUCAGACUGGUGGACUGUGCAUCACACCACAGAUCAACAACACAACCCAAUGGGUCCUCCGUCCGGCACAGACAAGGUGAAGAAGGGAGGCUCUUACAUGUGCCACAAGUCUUACUGUUACAGAUACCGAUGUGAAGCCCGUAGUCAGAACACUCCGGACAGCGCAGCCUCUAAUCUUGGUUUCCGCUGUGUCUCUCAGGGUCAACAGUGACCUGAACCGGUCGUCUUAAACACAGGGUUCCAGUUGUUCUCUUACACCGGUGUUGGUUGUGGAGUAAACCAAGGACAGGAAUUUAAUAUGUGCCAUCUUACUGAUGGGGAGUUGAAAAUGUCUUCCAUUCCAGCAGAUAUUGCCAUAAAUGUAAAAUUGUAUAACUUUUUUUUACCGAAGAAAUUAAUAGAAAAGGCAGUGUUUUUUUUCUACAUCUGUUCUUUUUACGCCUUUGAGCACAGGUGGAGAGAGCACUGAAUGACUCAGCAUCUUGUAAAUGUCAAAACAAAUCGUUGCAAGCAGUUGUACAAGUUGUCAUGAUCAACAAAAAGGCUGGCCGAGCUACAGACUAAAUUAUUCUAAUUUUUACAAUCACUGAUAAAUCUGUGACAAAUGGGAUCCUAACCAAUCCCAUUCUUCUUUGUGUCUGUGUGUGUAAUUGUGUGUUCUAAUUAGUUAAGUUCCUGAUUUUUCUUUCUUUCAAGAUUUUAGUUUUACAUUGUGUGUAAUGUCUGUGGCCUGAACAUGGCUUAAUAAAAAGCAUUUAUUGGCUUAAUGUGA
Molecule: messenger RNA, 1784 nt
Organism: Anarrhichthys ocellatus (wolf-eel)
Lineage: Eukaryota; Metazoa; Chordata; Actinopteri; Perciformes; Anarhichadidae
Gene: sumf1
Product: sulfatase modifying factor 1
Exons: 9
Coding region: 117-1223 (368 amino acids)
Biological process (GO): protein oxidation
Cellular component (GO): endoplasmic reticulum
Molecular function (GO): formylglycine-generating oxidase activity
Source: RefSeq, a predicted model, not a curated record